CUUUCUCUCCAGCAGGGGUGGGAAUAUUUAGUUUAGAGGGACAAAAAACUGACAGUGAGUCGUUUGGCAGCCGGAAGAGUCGACUCUUACUGUGAGUUGAGUCAACUGAUUCGUCUCUCUGAGAAGAUCUGGAAUUCUCAUCACUACUGCAUUAAAGGGAUUUUUUUUUUUUUUGGAAAACACGGCAACGUUACCUGGAAUGACGUGAUUGGAGGAGAAGUGGGGGGUUGAAAAUCUCGCGAUGUUUAAACGAGAUUGUGACUCAGGGUUGAAGGAGACAGUUGGACGGAAGCGACCUCUAGUGGCGUGGACUGAAGUGACCAUCAGGUCAGGGUGAAGAACUUGAGCGGUCGGGAUGCUGCUCAUCGCAAAUCGUUCUGAUGAUCGUGAGUGAGGAAGUCACGCGCUCCAGACCGCCACCGACCCCGACUUUAUUACACACCGACUUUAUUACAGCGCGCGCGCUUCCGGAAACUUAUUUCUAUCUGCGCAACGCUUGCACGCGCACUUCGGUUCUGCUUUUGACAGUUUUAUUUAUUAUUUAUUUUUUUUACAGAAAAAUCAUUUUAGAUUGUGUGUGUGUGUGUGUACUCGCCACAUCGUUGUUAAAAUAAUCCUAACGCUGCAUUGAGGAUGAGGAUGAAGAUGAAGAUGAGGUUUUAUCCGGAGCAGCUCAGACGCAGGGUCUCGUCCUAAAUCAGCUCCGGUUCCUGGCGGAUGAAUGAAGCGGAUCUGCGCAGCUUCCAGAAAAGCAAGGUAGAGCUGUCUCACUGCACCGGAGUCUGGGCGUGAUCUCGUCACACUGGACGCAGUCAUGGAGAAGUGCUGUUCUGAGUGUCCGGAGCCACGACUGGCCCAGAGUUUAUGCACCUUCUGCAACAAGUGGUUGUGUUUCCAAUGUACCGAUCUGCACCAGCACGAGAGAACAUCAGCAGCUCCACCAGCCGAGUCCCGGCAUCACCCGAGCUCCAGCAGUCCCACGGUGCCAUCAGAACCAGGUUCGGCGUGUUGUGGCCGUGCGGUUGUCAGGUGUCCGCUCCAUAAACAGGAGCUUCUGGAGCUCUUCUGUGAGACGUGUGACCUUCUGGCCUGCAGCAUCUGCCACCUGUCUUCACACAAGGACCAUCGGCUGGUCCAUGUUGGCAAGGCUUUACAGGAUCAGCAGUGGCUCCUGGAGAACCUGAUGGCUCGGGUGGAGGAGAAGAGAUCGGCUGUGGAGAACACCGCCAAGCAGAUUCAGGGCAGACUUCACAGCGUAAAGAUCACGCAGAGGAAGGCUGAGAACCAGAUUAAAAUGGCCAAGAUGAUCAUGAUGAACGAGCUGAACAAACGGGCCAACCUAUUAAUAGAGCAACUGGAGAGUAUCUCCAGCGGUUUUAAGCAGCAUCUGGAGGGCCAGCUGCAGGGGGCGAUAGAGCUUUGUAGCCAGCUGGAGCACGUGCAGAACUUCAUCACCUGGGCGGUGGCGCAUCACAGGAGGAACCCGCUGCUGUUCAGCAAAGAGCUGAUCGCUCUUCAGAUGCAGCAGCUCCUGGAGCCGCUCGUGCACUCCGAAACCUGGGCACCUCUGAAAAUAAAGUUCAACUGGGACGCCAGCUUCUGGACCAAGCAGAUCUCCACUCUGGGUCAGCUCAGCGUCGAUGGAGGAAGCCGCUCGUUCUCCGAGGCAGUGGGCCGGCCCGCUAUCCUGAGACCUCAGCCUGUCCCCUGCGUGUCCGUGCCGUCUCUGUGUUACCCGCUCCGAGAGACAGACUGCAGCUAUCAGUCCUUCUGCCAGCACCAGCUCUGCUGCCUGCACUGCAGACCGGCUCCGUCUGUCCCGCUGGAGAAGUACCCGCUUCCAUUGGACAAGUAUUCGGUACCGCACUCUCAGGAACCCAGCUGCAGUUCUCCUCCGAGCCUGCAGAGGUGCUGGAAUUCUGAUUCCACGGCCCAAGUGCAUCCAUCCCAGAAUUCCACGCUGCCUGAGUCAGUGCAGCGGAGCCCGGACCCGGACGCAGUGAAACACCCUGCCGCGAGCAGCCCAGAGUGUCCCACAGAUCGGGAGAUCUUUCCAGAAAAACAGCUUGAAGAUCCAGCGGGCGUGGAGUGCAGUGAGGCUCGUCUCUCGGCGCAGACAGAUGAGGACACGAGAAGCCCUGGACCCUCAGACAUGCUGGUACAGAACGGAGGAUGUGGAGCUAACUCCGAGAGCCCAGAGAGCAGAACCGGAGUGUGCAGCAUCUCAGCAGAACCGGGAUCAUCAGGCAGCACUUCAUACGAAUCCUGUUCUCUCGGGGUUAAUCAGAGCGGAGGAACAGCGGCCGAGGGACAGGAACACACGCCGGCACGGCAGCCGGACUACACAAGUCCUACUGACAAAACUCCAGACGAUGUGAUGAUCCGGCGUCAUCCGGACAGUCGUGAUGGUUCUUCUCAGACGGCCUACAAGACUGAGCCAGAUAACGUGUAUACGUCAUAUUCUUAUGAAAAUAUCAGCUGUAUAUCUCCAGCUAAAUACAGCACAUCACGAAAAGUUCAGGACACCAGAAAAGCUCCUGAGGGUUCUAAGGUUCCAGUUGUGUGUCUGGAACGGCUGAAGAUCCUGGUGUCCAGAUGUCCACCACAGGGACACCACAGCAUGGAUCCUCCUGCUGACUCCAGACUGAAGAGUGAAGGAGAGCCUUCCCGGAAGCUGGACAGAGAACUUAGCACUGAGGAGGAAUCUGGUGAAGAACCAGGACGGAGAGUGGAGGUGUAUCAGCUACUGAGUGAACCACCGUUAGCAGAACAUCUUCCAUGCAGCGCAUCACCAGUGAAUUCAGAGUCGUCAUUACAGGAGAUAUGCAACCAAAGCAAGGAAUUUUCAGCGUCCAGUACUGCACCAGCCCAGUCCAGCGAUCCGGAACCUUCCACACCAACCGAGUCUAUACUCGCGUCCGACCCCAAUCCAUCUGAACCCAGAUCAGUGCCAGCGUCCGAUUUGCAGCUCAGAUCCACUGCGGAAGCUGACUUCGGCUCAGACGCAGAACUGGAAUCUGAACUUCAAGUACAAUCAGAUCCGAGUUCCACAUCUGAACCGCAGAUUGAAUCGGACUCAGAAUCAGACCUGGAAUCCGAGCAGGUUCUGGAGCUCUCUGGAGAGUCCGAGCAGGAGCUGGAAUCGGAUCCAGACUCCACCGCUGAAGUGACUCUGAAUUUGGAGCAGGAGUGUGAAUGGGAGGCGGAACGAGUCGGUGCGGACGCGAGUGUGCAGGAGGAGGUGGGCGUGGUCGAGCAGGAGUGUGUGGAGAUUGAGAGCGAGGACUUCUGCGCCGUCUGCUCCAUCGGAGGCGAGCUGCUGUGCUGCGAUCGCUGCCCCAAGGUCUUCCACCUGACCUGCCACGUGCCCUCUCUCCUCAGCUUUCCCACGGGCGACUGGGUGUGCACUCUGUGCAGAGACGUGCAGCGGCCAGAGGUGGAGUACGACUGCGAGGGCUCCCGGCUGCGCCCACACACACCGCCAUCUGCACUGUCACCAUCUGACCUGAGGAAAUGUGAGAAGCUCACGCUGCUGAUCUACAGCAACAUCCUGAGCGCUCCGUUCCACGAACCCGUCAGCCCGCUGGCUCGUCAUUAUUAUCAGAUCAUCAAGAGGCCCAUGGACUUGUCUGUGAUCCGGAGCAGACUGAACACGAGCAGCUCGGCUCACUACGGCUCUUCCGAGGAGUUUGUGUCUGACGUGCUGCUGAUGUUUAAAAACUGUGCCAAGUUUAACUACCCGGAUUCAGAAGUGGCUCAGGCCGGCCGCAGUCUCCAGACCUUCUUCUUCUCCAAGCUCAGCGAGGUUUUUCCCGAGCUCAGCUGUCCUGCUCCUGACGACGACUCUGACAGCGAUGAUUACGAAGAGCCGGAGUGUGCGGCCGCCGUGGCCUUCCCCUGGCCUGAGCGGAGAGAGCAGAGCCACAGGAAGAGGAAGAGGAGGCGCUCGCUCAGCUGGAGGAGACAUCACUAUUAACCUCCUGUUCCAUGAUGGACUUCUGAAGCAUACGAGUUACACAGCUUCCAUCUGAGAGCUAAACCUGAUUCAAACUUUUUUUUUAAAGUUCCCUUCUUCCUCCCCCUCCCUUAACUCUUUGUAAUCCUGUGCAUCACGCCGUUCCGCUGGAGGUUUAUAAACGAUGCUGCGAUGUUCUGCACUGCGAUGGACGUCACGUCAGAGCUUCUCUUUGGAAAGUUUUUGAUAUCUCACAGGUUGCUGGCGACUGCUGCUUAGUGGAUGUAGAUGAGCAAUGUCGAUUAAUAUACAGUAAUAUACAGUAUAUUUAUUAUAGAGAAUGUGAUAUUGUAUGUUUUGAUAUGCUUUAUACUCCCCGUAUAUAACCAGCUUUGACUUUUUCCUACUGUAGUAACCCAUUAGGCCUGUAGAGGGAGCGGUUUAUCAGAUCGCCUUAAGCCCAACAGCCGUUCACAUUGGACAGACCAUGUUGAAUUAAUUUUCCUCUGGCGAUUUAUCAAUCAAAAUAUUCCUCCUAUUCUGGAGAGGAACAUGGAUUCUGAUUGGACGUUGCUAAGUAACUCGUUUUAAAUAUGUAUAAUUGCUUAAAUGUUAAUUUAGUAAUGAUUCUGAAAUGUUCAAGGUAUGAAUUAUUUCUCAGGUAGAAGUGAAGGAGGAGUGCGGUUUAUUCCUCUGCAUAACUCACGUACAGGGUAGAUCAGAAAUGAAAAGCUCUUAAUAAUAAUAAUAAUAAUAAUAAUAAUAAUAAUACUUUGUAAUAGUGUAGAAUUUGUUCAUUUCUUUUUAACUAAUGUAAUUAUCUGGAAUAUUUGAGCUAUAUAUAGACUUCAGUUUGCACUUCAGCUCAUUUUGCUUCUUCAUAUAAUCCCUCUAUAAAUCAUUUACAGCUUUAUUUAAGACUGACGUCAUCAGUAUCUACUUUUUUAAACUUUUUCUUCUUCUUCUUUUUUUAAUCUACUGUAUGUUCUGUACAGAUUGUAUAAAUAGUCCACGGUGAAUCUUAUUAACUGCUACUGCCAAAAUUAUUUUCACAUGUGACUGCGACUUUUUAGUUAAAUUUUGUAUUAUUUUUUUUAAGUUUUACGUUGUUUUUUUUUGACAAACAAUAUAAAUCACUUCGCUCUGGUACUCGCGACACUUUGUCAGUGUGCCAUAAACACUAGUCAUAAACUGAAGAUUUUGUUUAAUCACAAAGACUGCAUGUUCACACUGUGACGAGGUAAAGACAACGUCCACGCUUUUACUGUUGAGUUUGGACAUCAUUAUAAUAAUCCUUUAACAUAACAAACAGCUUCACUGACUCGCUUUUAUAAGAAUUAAACAUCCUGAAACUUCAA
Messenger RNA from Ictalurus punctatus (channel catfish), 5313 nucleotides. It is a transcript of the gene trim66, whose product is annotated as tripartite motif containing 66. Bases 815 to 3976 code for a protein of 1053 amino acids. The record is from RefSeq and is a predicted model, not a curated record. The transcript is spliced from 18 exons. NCBI's taxonomy places the organism in Eukaryota, Metazoa, Chordata, Actinopteri, Siluriformes, Ictaluridae. Gene Ontology annotation, molecular function: zinc ion binding; protein binding.